CAGGCUCUGCAGACCAAGCAAGUAGAGCUCGCUUCUUCUGCUGCCUCGGGGCUGCACCACCUGCCCUCUCCCUUCCCAUCCCUCCGCCCAUCUUACUCCCCUCCCCCGCCCCCGACCCUGCGCACCCAGGCGCCUGGACUGGCGUAAAUUUCCGCCUACUUGCGCCGCCGCCCGGGGGGCUGCUUCGUGACGUCAGGCCAAGCGAGGGGGUGCCGCCUCCUGGCUGCCCGCUCCUCCCGGCCCCGCGGCCCCCGCCUGCCCUUUAAAAGAGCGGAGCCUGCGCCUGCCGCGCCGCACCGCGGGGACCAGGACGCACGGCUGCUUUCCCGGAGUACCUCCAUCUCGCCUGCCCUAGGCCCCUGGCCUCCUGGAUCCAGCCGCAUCCUCUUUCCGCCCAGGUUGAGGCGAGCGGGACAAUGCUGCGUGCCGUGCUUCUCAGCCUCCUGGGAGCCGCGGUGCUGGCCGCUGUCAGUGCUGUGCCAGUGGAUAACAGAAACCACAAUGAAGAGAUGGUUACUCGCUGCAUCAUCGAGGUUCUCUCAAGUGCUCUGUCCAAGACCAGUGCUCCACCCAUCACCCCUGAGUGCCGACAGGUCCUGAAGAAGAGUGGGAAAGAGGCCAAAGAUGAAGAGAAGAGUGACAAUGAAAACACCAAGUUCGAAGUCAGAUUGUUAAGAGACCCAGUUGAUGUCUCGGAAGCCCACAGGCCCUCGAGUAGAGAGGAAGCAGGAGCCCCAGGGGAGGAGGACGCCCAGGGCCCAGCAAAGGCAGACACAGAGAAAUGGACAGAGGGAGGCGGGCACAGCCGAGAGAGCACAGCCGAGCCUCGGGGCAGCCCCCACCCCUCCGACAGUCACCUCUCCAGAGAAGCCAAGAUGAGUGAAGAAGAAGAGGGAGCGAAUGAUGAGAAGGAGGGGCGUGGGGAAGAUGCCAGUGAAGGGAAACACCCGGAAGAACCAGGAGAGACACAAAACGUCUUUCUCAACAAAAGAAACCAGGCAUUGGCUAAGAAAAAAGAGGCAUUAGCGGCCAGGUGGGACACACACUCUGCUGGACCCUCUGAGGAGAAGACACACAGCAGGGAGGGCAGCCAGGAGAGUGGAGAGGAGACAAGGAGCCAGGAGAAACACCCCCAAGAGCCAAAGAGCCAAUCCCAGAGCCAGGAAGAGUCGGAGGAAAGCGAGGAAGACGCUACCUUGGAGGUGGCCAAACGACGCAUGAGGCCCAGACACCACCACGGGAGGAGCAGGCCUGACAGGUCUCAGGAUGGGAAUCUGCCCUCCAGGGAGGGCGAACAAGCCCCUGAAAGAUCUGAGGAGGCUCACGUGGGCAUGGCCAGUGUGGGGGAAAAGAGGGACCACCACUCAGCUCACUUCAGGGCUUCGGAGGAACAGCCAGACUAUGGGGAAGAAGUGAGGAGUUAUCCAGGUGUCCCGGCUUCUGACGCUGUGGAGGGGGAACAGCACAGGGGCAGAGGGAGUGAGGAGUACAGGGCCCCAAGGCCUCAGAGUGUGGCGAGCCGGGAGGAGGACAAGAGAGGCCACCCCAGCUUGGAGCACAGAUACAGUGAGGAAGCGAGGGGCGGUGAGCAGGGGAAGGGGCCGCAUCACAGAAGCAAGGGAGGCCAGCUGGCUGCCUCUUCUAACGCCAGGGAAGAGGAAGGGUUCUUGGGGGAAGGGCACCACCGUGUUCAGGAGAGCCAGAUGGAUGAGGCAAGGAGACCAUCACAAGGGGACUGGAAAGAGCAGGACAGAGAUUACCCCAACUAUGGAGAGGAAGGAGCCCGUGGGAGGUGGCAGCAGCCAGAGGACCUGCAAGACCCUAAAGCAAACAGGGAAGAAGUGAUGCUUCGAGACAAAUACGGCCCCUACCCCAGCACGCAAAAGAAGAAGAGGUUAGGGGGGCUGUUCAACCCCUACUUUGACCCUCUCCAGUGGAAGAACAGCCGCUUUGAGAAAAAAGACAGCAUGGAUGACAACUUUCUUGAAGGUGAAGAGGAAAAUGGGGUGACCUUGAACGAGAAGAAUUUCUUCCCAGAAUACAGCUAUGACUGGUGGGAGAGGAAGCCCUUCUCUGAGGACGUGAACUGGGGCUAUGAUAAGAGAAGCUUCGCGAGGGCCCCCAGACUGGAUCUGAAGAGGCAUCAUGACAGGGUGGCCCAGCUGGACCAGCUGCUUCACUACAGGAAGAAGUCGGCAGAGUUUCCCGACUUCUACGAUUCCGAGGAGCAGAUGAGCCCACGCCACGAGGUGGCAAGUGAAAGGGACGGGGAUGAGCAGAGGGCUCUGACGGAGGAGGAGGAAAAAGAACUUGAAAAUUUGGCUGCGAUGGAUUUGGAACUACAGAAAAUAGCUGAAACAUUCAGCCAAAGGGGCUGAUGGUCAGAGCAAUGGGCGACUUCAAGACGCAGACCUCAUGUGAUCUAUUUUCCAGCACAUCACUGGAAGACACCACUUAUUUACCCAAAGGCAGAAAGUAGAAUUUACUAGUCAUUAAGUGUUUGACACAAUUGCAAAUAUCUUCAAUGUUUGCCAGGAUGCUACUGAAGAUAUGAAUAGCAUGACUUGUAGCAUAUUCUUUCUUGCAAAAUAGACUAUUAACCUGCUUGUGACAAUGACUGUGUCUUUGACAAAAACAUCUGUCUCACUUUGAACUAAUAAAAGACUCACCUGAGACCAAAA
This is a messenger RNA of Oryctolagus cuniculus (rabbit), 2681 nucleotides long. It is a transcript of the gene CHGB, whose product is annotated as chromogranin B. The record is from RefSeq and is a predicted model, not a curated record. Gene Ontology annotation, cellular component: secretory granule. NCBI's taxonomy places the organism in Eukaryota, Metazoa, Chordata, Mammalia, Lagomorpha, Leporidae.